GACAGGCAGUUCGUUCCAAUUUCCACCUUGUCUCCAUGAAUUCAAUAGUUUAAUAGCAGCUCGUUCAGCAUACGGCCGUAAUCACUGAAUUUGAAAAAAGUCUAUCUUUCUCAUUGAGCCGCGACAAAUAAAAAUACACGCAGCAAACUUUCCCCGGCUCGCAGUGAGCGGAGAUGAAUUACGAAUUCGAGCGAGAGAGCGGUUUUAUCAAUAGUCAGCCGUCGCUUGCUGAGUGCCUGACAUCUUUCCCCCCUGUCGGUGAUUCAUUUCAAAGUUCAUCAAUCAAGAGAUCGACGCUUUCACGCUCGACACUGAUUCCUCCUCCUUUUGAGCAGACCAUUCUCAGCCUCAACCCGGGAAGCCACCCGAGGCACAGCCGGCCCAGACUCAGCCCGGAUGGCUGCAUCCCGCUGCCCACCGCAUCCCUACCCCCGGAAUACCCCUGGAUGCGGGAGAAGAAAGCCACCAAGAAGAAUCACCUGCCGACUUCCACGGCGACAGCCAUAACGAGCGGACCUGUAUGCUUCUCCCCGGAAGACUCCCCUGAGAUUCUAGAAGGUGGAGGAGGAGGGGGAGGGAGCUCCCGGCGGCUGAGGACUGCGUACACCAACACACAGCUCCUGGAGCUGGAGAAGGAGUUCCACUUCAACAAGUAUCUGUGCCGACCGAGAAGGGUGGAGAUAGCCGCCCUGCUGGACCUCACCGAGCGGCAGGUCAAAGUGUGGUUCCAGAACCGCCGGAUGAAGCACAAGAGGCAGACCCAGUGCAAGGAGAACCACAAUGGCGAAGGGAAAGGACCGAGCGCCGGGGACGGAAUCCAGAGCAACGACGAGGAGGAUGAUGGCUCGCUGUUUGAGCAGAGCCUCAAUACAGUGACCGGGGCCCUUAUGGAAAGAGAGGCCUGCUCCUUUCAGCAUAACUCGCUGAGUUCUUCCCAGCAGCUCCAGAAUGUUGGUCCGCACAAUGGCGAGGCCCAGAGUUAUACAGUUUCGCCACUGAGCAGCAAUGACAAAAAUCUGAAACAUUUUCUCAACCCGUCACCCACUGUUCCAGGCUGCGUGUCAACAAUAGGCUCCGGGUCGGCAACUGGCCCGGACAAUGGCGGUAGUCCCCCAGCCCUGGAUGUCUCAAUACACGACUUCCAAGUAUUCCCCUCGGAUUCUUGCCUUCACCUCUCCGAUGCCGCUUCGCCCAGUUUGUCAGAAUCCCUGGACAGCCCCGUGGACAAUCUGGACAUAUCUACGGACAGCUUCUACUUUUUCUCGGAGUCACUAACUACAAUCGACUUGCAACAUCUGAGCUAUUGAAAUCAAUCAAAAAUAGAACAAAACUUUCAAACCGGAACAUUUAAUGAA
Molecule: messenger RNA, 1355 nt
Organism: Salmo salar (Atlantic salmon)
Lineage: Eukaryota; Metazoa; Chordata; Actinopteri; Salmoniformes; Salmonidae
Gene: hoxa2aa
Product: homeobox protein HoxA2aa
Biological process (GO): regulation of transcription by RNA polymerase II
Cellular component (GO): nucleus
Molecular function (GO): RNA polymerase II cis-regulatory region sequence-specific DNA binding; DNA-binding transcription factor activity, RNA polymerase II-specific
Source: RefSeq, marked provisional